Adineta steineri is the source of this 1532-nucleotide messenger RNA. NCBI's taxonomy places the organism in Eukaryota, Metazoa, Rotifera, Eurotatoria, Adinetida, Adinetidae. The record is from the annotation of a GenBank genome assembly.
AUGGCUACAAGUGGAAAUGUUGACCCACAACAGUAUACACGUGUAUCGGAUAUUGUUAAAGAACCGCAAACGAUGCUCAUGCCAAUUGAAGGGUAUGAAGAAAUGCCAAUAGUGCCACUGGAGGAAGCAGUUGUACCACUUGUUUCGAUUGUACCUAAAAUUCAAAAUUUUGUUUAUGUUGCGAAACAGCGAUCUAAAUCCGUACCUGCCGAUAAUUUAACACAGGAUGAAUCAGCUUCAAUCAUGCUCUACUCAAUGGACUGGGAACCACAGGAAAAAUGUUUAUAUUUUGCCCUAAAUGCAACUCUUCGCACUGAAGAUAGGAAAAAAUUAAAACCGUGGUUCUCGUAUUUGAAACUUAUUCUUACAGCACUCGAAAAAUUACCAUCCACACGAUGUCAUGUGUUUCGUGGAGUGAAUUUAGAUCUAUCUAAUCAAUAUACUAAAGGAAAAGAAUUUGUCUGGUGGGGAUUUUCUUCAUGUACAACAACUAUAGAAGUACUCGAGGACGAACAAUUUUUAGGCAAAACUGGCGAAAGAACAAUGUUUACUAUCGAAUGUGAUAGUGGCAAAGAUAUCAGUCGUCAUUCGUAUUAUCAAUCGGAAAAAGAAGUUCUUCUUCUGGCUGCUCGACAAUUUAUUGUAGUAUCUUGUCUUCGAGCAGCACCAGGCCUUCAUAUGAUUCAAUUAAAAGAGACAAAGCCUCCAAUUACUCUUUUACAACCGGUUACGAUUGAGUCUGCGCAGAUUAAACCAACACCGAAUUUUUAUCAAUCAAAUCAUUUCACAGAUAGUACACCGACUAUAUCAAAGAAUCCAAUAAUAACAGAUCCAAUAUUAACUCAAUCUCAAAUAAAACAAGAAGACAUUCAAAGAAAAAAGAGUAAAUUUCAACAAUUUGGAAUUACUGUUGCUGGAGGAAAUGGCAGUAACUCAGUUUAUAUUGCUGAUUCUCGCAAUCAUCGUAUUGUUAAAUGGAAAUUUAAUUCAAAUAUUGGUCAAAUCAUCGCAGGUGGAAAUGGAAAAGGAAAUCAAAGUAAUCAAUUGGAUUAUCCAAGAGAUAUAAUUUUUGAUAGAAAAAAUUAUUCUUUUGUUAUUGCUGAUUAUGGAAACAAACGAGUAAUUCGAUAUUCUGAUCGAACUGAAACAUAUGAACAAAUUCUUAUUUCAAAUAUUAACUGCUGGGGUCUGACAAUCGAUAAAAAUGGAUUUAUUUAUGUUUCUGAUUGUGUGAAUAAUGAAGUAAGACGAUGGAAAGAAGGAGAUAAACAAGGUGAAUUAGUUGCUGGUGGAAAUGGUAAAGGAAAUCAUCUUAAACAACUGAACUUCCCUGCUAAUAUCUUUAUUGAUGAAGAUUAUUCUCUUUAUAUAUCAGAUCUUUCGAAUCAUCGUGUCAUGAAAUGGAAAAAAGAUGCAAAAGAAGGAAUUAUUGUUGCUGGUGGAAAUGGUCAAGGAAAUAGUCUUAAACAAUUGUAUCAUCCUCGAGGAGUGAUUGUUGAUCAUUUGGGUCAAAUCUAUGUAGCAGAUGCUUG